ACGGUAAGAUGUUUGUGCAGAUUUUCUCCCCCAAUUCAUUGUGAGGCGAGUCUAAUUUUAACUCCAGAAGGUACGCUGAUUCGUUGGGAGAAUCGACAAUUUGGAUCCAAGAUGACGGACUCCAAGUACUUCACCACUACCAAGAAAGGGGAGAUCUUUGAGCUCAAGGCAGAGCUGAACAGUGACAAGAAAGAGAAGAAGAAGGAGGCUGUGAAGAAGGUCAUUGCAUCUAUGACGGUUGGCAAAGAUGUCAGCGCUCUGUUCCCAGAUGUCGUUAACUGCAUGCAGACGGACAACCUGGAGCUGAAAAAGCUGGUCUACCUCUACCUGAUGAACUAUGCCAAGAGUCAGCCAGACAUGGCAAUCAUGGCUGUCAACACAUUUGUAAAGGAUUGUGAAGACCCUAACCCUCUAAUCCGGGCACUGGCUGUUCGUACCAUGGGCUGCAUCCGUGUGGACAAGAUCACAGAGUACCUCUGUGAGCCACUGAGGAAAUGUCUGAAGGAUGAAGACCCGUAUGUGAGGAAGACAGCAGCUGUGUGUGUGGCAAAGCUUCAUGAUAUCAAUGCCCAGCUCGUGGAGGACCAAGGCUUCCUGGACACCCUCAAAGACCUCAUCUCUGACUCUAACCCCAUGGUUGUAGCAAACGCAGUGGCAGCACUCUCUGAGAUCGCUGAGUCUCACCCCAACAGUAACCUCAUGGACCUAAACCCUCAGACCAUCAACAAGCUGCUGACAGCUUUGAACGAGUGCACAGAGUGGGGACAGAUAUUUAUCCUCGACUGUCUGGCUAAUUACACACCUCGUGAUGACCGUGAGUCCCAAAGCAUCUGUGAGCGUGUGACCCCACGCCUCUCACAUGCCAACUCUGCAGUGGUGCUGUCAGCGGUUAAAGUUUUAAUGAAGUUCAUGGAGAUGCUGCCUAAAGACUUGGACUACUACGGCACCCUGCUGAAGAAGCUCGCCCCACCUCUGGUCACUCUGCUCUCUGCUGAGCCAGAGCUGCAAUAUGUCGCCCUCAGAAACAUCAACCUUAUCGUACAGAGACGCCCAGAGAUCCUGAAACAUGAGAUGAAGGUCUUCUUUGUGAAGUACAACGACCCGAUCUAUGUCAAACUGGAGAAACUGGACAUCAUGAUUCGCCUAGCAUCUCAAGCCAACAUUGCCCAGGUCCUGGCUGAGCUGAAGGAGUACGCCACUGAAGUGGAUGUGGACUUUGUUCGUAAAGCAGUCAGAGCCAUCGGCCGUUGUGCCAUCAAAGUAGAGCAAUCAGCAGAGCGCUGUGUGAGCACGCUGUUGGACCUCAUCCAGACCAAGGUCAACUAUGUGGUUCAGGAGGCUAUUGUGGUCAUCAAGGACAUCUUCCGCAAGUACCCCAACAAGUAUGAGAGCGUGAUCGCCACUCUCUGUGAAAACCUGGACUCCCUGGAUGAGCCUGAAGCACGCGCUGCCAUGAUCUGGAUUGUGGGAGAGUAUGCCGAGCGCAUUGACAAUGCUGAUGAGCUGCUGGAGAGCUUUUUGGAGGGUUUCCAUGAUGAAAGUACUCAGGUGCAGCUGCAGCUUCUGACGGCGAUCGUCAAACUGUUCCUGAAAAAGCCGACUGAGACCCAGGAGCUAGUGCAGCAGGUGUUGAGCCUGGCUACUCAGGACUCUGAUAACCCAGACCUAAGGGACCGCGGCUACAUCUACUGGCGUCUGCUCUCCACAGACCCUGUAGCAGCUAAGGAGGUGGUCCUGGCCGAGAAGCCCCUGAUCUCUGAGGAGACAGAUCUGAUUGAGCCCACGUUGCUGGAGGAGCUCAUCUGCCACAUUGGUACUCUGGCCUCUGUGUACCACAAGCCUCCCAGUGCCUUUGUGGAGGGCAGUCGUGGAGUUCAGCACAAGAGGCUCCCUGGCAGCGCCGGCUCUGGGGAGAGUGUUGACAGUCCAGACCCUGCUUCUGCUGCUGGAGUUUCUGAGGCGCCCCCUGCUGUCAUCCCAUCCCAGGGAGACCUCCUGGGAGAUCUGCUCAAUCUGGACCUGACACCCCCAACCACCACUGGACCACCACCAGCCCCCUCUGCUGGCAUGCAGUUGGGUGCUAUGGACCUUCUUGGAGGAGGUCUGGACAGCCUGCUUGGCGGAGACCUUGGAGGAGGUUCAGCUAUGGGUGCUGGUUUUGGUGCUGCUCCCGCUGCCAUGCCAGCCUCUUUCAAUGCCCCAGUGAGCGGCGGUCUGGAUGACCUGUUUGAUCUUGGAGGUGGAGUUGGUAUGCCUAUGGGAGCCUACAGCCCGCCUAAAUCAGUUUGGCUUCCAGCCAUGAAGGCCAAAGGUCUGGAGAUAUCAGGCACAUUUUCCCGCCGUGCUGGGGUCAUCCAAAUGGAGAUGACCCUCACUAAUAAAGCUAUGAGUGUCAUGACUGAUUUUGCCAUCCAGUUUAACAGAAACAGCUUUGGUCUCGCUCCAGCUGGUCCACUUCAGGUUCUCACCCCCCUCAGCCCAAACCAGAGCAUUGAAGUGAGCCUUCCCCUCAGCACUGUGGGACCAGUCAUGAAGAUGGAGCCUCUCACUAACCUACAGGUGGCUGUAAAGAACAACAUUGACGUCUUCUACUUCAGCUGCCAGUACCCUAUCAGCAUGCUGUUUGUAGAGGACGGGAAGAUGGAGCGACAGGUGUUCCUCGCCACAUGGAAAGACAUUCCUAAUGACAAUGAGUCCCAGUUUCAGAUCAAAGACUGCCAUCUCAGCUCAGAUGCAGCAUCCAACAAACUACAGGGCAGUAACGUCUUCACCAUAGCCAAGCGGACAGUGGAGGGUCAGGACAUGCUGUAUCAGUCCAUGAAACUCACCAACGGCAUCUGGGUGCUAGCUGAGCUGCGGGUGCAGGCAGGAAACCCAAACUACACAGUGUCUCUGAAGUGCAGAGCUCCAGAAGUUUCGCAGUGCGUGUUCCAGAGCUACGAGGCCAUGCUGAAGAACUGAAGACACGACCCUUCAUCGACCCGGCCGCUGCCCUCAAAGACUCCUUCUCCUGCUCCCCCCUCCUGACCCUCCGACCAUAUCACACUUGCACGCAGAGCAGGGGCCUCUACCUGCUGUGUCGGGGCCCAGAGGCUGCACUCUGUGUCAUCCAGCUGUUAAACUAGGAUUAAUGAUUUCUGUUCCUUUUCAACCCUUCUCUUGUAGUUUAUCCUUCAGAAAACUUUAGAAAGGUCUGAUUUUUGUCCUUUCUCUGUCACAUAGCUUCAGUUUCAUUUUCUUAAUCAACACUUUCACAGUGUUCUUCGCUCCUCGAGCCAUCCAGUGAUUCUUUCGGGGACAGACGUCAGUAGGACUUGUAUUUCAUGUCUGUUUUCUCUGCAUGAGGCUCUCUAAUCAUUAUCCAGCCCCACUUCUCUGCAAAUUGAGUCUAUUUUUAGCAUCUGCAAAUCAGCAGGUGAACCAUCGCUGUCGGCACAUUUAUUUCGGGUACUCUCAGUUCAAAUGCGACAGGCUUUAACCCUCUCCUGCCUGUGUGAAGGCCUUGGAAGUCUCAUAAAUUCUUCCGUAUUUGUUGUCUUUGUCAUUUUGUUGAGUUUAAAUUAGCAUCUUUUGGACUAUUUCUGGGCUGCUCCAUUCAAGCAGAUGUGUGCCGUGUGCAUGGAGACUGUUUUGAUGUGUUUUCUUCGUUUUUUUCUUUGAUAUUUGGACAUUUUAUAGACGUGCAGCAUUUUUCCGCUGCCUGCUCUCUUAGUCAUUCCAAGCUUUCGUUUGUGUCUGUAGUCUUGUUAGCACACAUGUGGCAGACGGGGAAAGAGCCACAGGUGUUGAGGAUUUUGUUUUUGCUGCUUCGCCCUGCAUCAGUGUCAGCCACUCGGGCGCUCUCUGCCACUUUGCUCUCCUUCCGUAUCCUGAUAGCAGCUCUGUACAGUACCACCACGAGAUGAAGGCUCAGGUGAGAUAUCUCCACACUUAAAAAGAUAUCAUGCUUUGUCACACCCGAGUAAUAAUUUGCGUGCAUGUAGGAGGCAGAGAGGAGGCUAAAACAAGUGGCAGUGCCUCUGUUUUACAUUCAGACUCGAGAUGAAUUGGAUCCUUUUUUAUGAGUCAUUACACCGAAUCUCUUUUUAUCAGCUCUACAGGAUGUAUGCACUCACUUUAACACCUUGUUAAGAUAACAGAGGAGGCUGUGUAUUCUGAGUGUGUGUCUUUGUGUGUGUGUGUGUGUGGUAAUGGCUGAUUCAUAUGCUGUAAAAAAAAAUCAAAUAUUUAAUCAAAUGCUUUUGAUUUUUUUUCAUCGUGUGUACAUCAUUUGAAAAAAGACCUAUUAAAAGUCUUGAUAAAUUCA
Cheilinus undulatus (humphead wrasse) is the source of this 4306-nucleotide messenger RNA. It is a transcript of the gene ap1b1, whose product is annotated as adaptor related protein complex 1 subunit beta 1. Gene Ontology annotation, molecular function: clathrin binding. The transcript is spliced from 22 exons. Gene Ontology annotation, cellular component: clathrin adaptor complex; membrane coat. Gene Ontology annotation, biological process: intracellular protein transport; vesicle-mediated transport. Lineage: Eukaryota; Metazoa; Chordata; Actinopteri; Labriformes; Labridae. The coding region runs from base 112 to 2961 and encodes 949 amino acids. The record is from RefSeq and is a predicted model, not a curated record.